Messenger RNA from Eubalaena glacialis (North Atlantic right whale), 1119 nucleotides. RefSeq names its product aspartate beta-hydroxylase domain containing 1 (gene ASPHD1). The record is from RefSeq and is a predicted model, not a curated record. The transcript has 3 exons. Bases 16 to 1119 code for a protein of 367 amino acids. Lineage: Eukaryota; Metazoa; Chordata; Mammalia; Artiodactyla; Balaenidae.
GAACCAAGAGUAGGAAUGUGGAAGGGAAACAGCCCAGGGUGUAACCAGGGAGCAGCCAUGGAAGGAACCGGUGGAGAACUGGGGGGACAAGGGAACUGGGGUCUGGAAGAUGCCCCAGGCCUCUUGGCCAGGGCCUCCCUGCCCAUCAUGCCUGCAUGGCCAUUGCCUCUGGCCUCGUCUGCCCUUACCCUGCUCCUUGGAGCUCUCACUUCCCUCUUCCUCUGGUACUGCUACCGCCUGGGCUCCCAAGAUAUGCAGGCCCUGGGGGCUGGGAGUCGGGCUGGGGCUGUCAGUGGUAGGCCUGGAGGGUGCUCUGAGGCUGGCAGACCAAGCCCACGGAGCUCUGGGGAGUCUGUGGAAGGACCUAAGACAGAAGGCCUAGUGAGCCGUCGCCUUCGGGCCUACGCCAGGCGCUACUCUUGGGCAGGGAUGGGUAGGGUGAGGCGGGCAGCUCAGGGUAGCCCAGGCCCUGGGGGAGGGCCAGGGGUCCUGGGCAUUCAGCGCCCAGGCCUGCUUUUCCUGCCAGACCUGCCCUCAGCCCCCUUCGUGCCACGGGAUGCCCAGCGGCAUGAUGUGGAGCUCCUGGAGAGCAGCUUCCCUGCCAUUUUGAGGGACUUCGGGGCUGUGAGCUGGGACUUCUCAGGGACUACCCCUCUGCCUCGGGGCUGGUCCCCACCACUGGCCCCUGGGUGCUACCAGCUCCUGCUAUACCAAGCAGGCCGGUGCCAACCCAGCAACUGCCGCCGGUGCCCGGGGGCCUAUCGGGCACUGAGGGGGCUGCGAAGCUUUAUGAGUGCCAACGCCUUCGGCAAUGCUGGCUUUUCCGUCCUCCUGCCCGGGGCCCGGCUCGAGGGCCGCUGUGGGCCCACCAAUGCCCGAGUCAGAUGCCACCUGGGCCUGAAGAUCCCCCCUGGCUGUGAGCUGGUGGUCGGGGGUGAGCCCCAGUGCUGGGCUGAGGGACAUUGUCUACUGGUGGACGACUCCUUCCUGCAUACAGUGGCUCAUAAUGGCUCUCCCGAAGAUGGGCCUCGAGUGGUCUUCAUCGUGGACCUUUGGCAUCCCAAUGUGGCUGGGGCCGAACGCCAGGCCCUCGACUUUGUCUUCGCACCAGACCCUUGA